Molecule: messenger RNA, 1010 nt
Organism: Pogonomyrmex barbatus (red harvester ant)
Lineage: Eukaryota; Metazoa; Arthropoda; Insecta; Hymenoptera; Formicidae
Gene: Got1
Product: Glutamate oxaloacetate transaminase 1
Biological process (GO): L-aspartate biosynthetic process
Cellular component (GO): cytosol
Molecular function (GO): pyridoxal phosphate binding; L-aspartate:2-oxoglutarate transaminase activity
Source: RefSeq, a predicted model, not a curated record
GGUUUUGCAAGUGGAGAUUUGGAUAAAGAUGCAUAUGCUGUAAGAAUGUUUGCCGAACGUGGAAUCGAAUUUAUCUGUACGCAAAGCUUUGCGAAAAAUUUUGGAUUAUACAACGAAAGGGUCGGCAAUAUAAUUUUCGUAAUGGCGGAUACAAAAGAAAUGAUCCACGCUAAAUCACAAUUAACAUUAAUCAUUCGAGGAAUGUAUAGCAAUCCUCCUAAUCAUGGUGCUCGGAUUGUAGCAACAGUACUGAAAAAUCCAGAGCUCUUUGAGGAAUGGAAAGAUCACAUUAGAACAAUGUCAAAUAGAAUUAAAGAAAUGAGAAUAGGCUUGCAUCAAAGAUUGCUCAAAUUAGGCACUCCAGGUACUUGGGAUCAUAUUGUUCAACAAAUUGGAAUGUUUUCAUAUACAGGACUCAAUGAAAAGCAAGUGCUGCAUCUGAGGAAUCAUUAUCACAUUUACACGUUACGCAGUGGACGCAUAAAUAUGUGUGGACUUAACGAAACCAAUUUAGAUUAUGUCGCGAACGCAAUUAAUGAAACGAUUAAACUGUUUCCAGAUGCACAGAGUGAUUGUACGUGUUAGGAUAUAAUAUUACAAGUACAAAUUAAUAUUCAAGUCUGAAUAUUUAAAAUGGCAAUGUUUUAUAGAUCGUAUAUGUAAUAUAAAAAAAUUCAAUAUCUUUAGUUAUAGUUAGUAAUGAGAGAAAUGAUUAUUUUUUUUACUAUUAUUGAAAUUUGAUAUACAAAGUCAUGUAUCUUGUCUUCAUCCAUUUGAGAUCAAAUUAUUUUAUACAUAUGUACUCUUUCUGGGAUAAAUUUUUUUCAUUCUCUUAUAAAAUUCUACAAGAUAAGAUACAAAAUAUUGCAAAAACUAUUACAUGAUGCUAAAUUUUUCUGUAUAUUAAUGUCAUACUGUUAUAUGAAGAAUAUUUUUUAGCUGCAUAAUUUACAUACAUGUGUUUAUAGAGUUAUAUAAAAGUAAAAAAGUUAUUUAGUAAUUUAGAAAAA